UUAUAUAAAACAUGCGCGUUUUCGAUCAGUUGUAACGAACAGGUCGUGUGCUAUCCCGUGGUUUUAAAUCUUCAUUAAGCAAAUAAUAGAUAUUAAAAACAAAAAUAGAUAUAUAAACAAUGUCUUCUCGUGCAGGGCGUGCAUUAUUCGUGCAACUCGUGCGCAAAUACAGUAAUGCAUCAGGGAAGGAUGUAAAACACUACAAGCUGGUGAUAGCGGGAGGAGGGACAGGAGGAUGUUCAGUUGCUGCACGUGCGUGUCGUGCACUGGGAGCAGGAAAAGUUGCUGUCAUUGAGCCUGCAGAGUACCACUACUACCAGCCUAUGUGGACACUGGUUGGAGCAGGUAUCAAGAAAGUUGACCAAUCAGCAAUGCCAAUGAGUGAAGUUCUCCCUAAACAGUGUGAUCGUCAUAAGGAACAUGUGUCAGCAUUUGAUCCAGACAAUAAUACAGUCACUCUCAGCAACGGACAAAAGAUAAGCUAUGACUACCUAGUUAUUGCUCUAGGAAUACAGAUAAACUUACACAAGGUUGAUGGCCUGGUAGAAGCUUUGAAGGCUGAUCCAAUGGUAUGCUGUAACUAUGUUCGAGACACGGUCGAGAAGACAUACCCGGCGUUACAGAAGUUUCAGGGAGGCACGGCUAUAUUCACAUUCCCAAACACACCAAUCAAAUGUGCUGGAGCACCACAGAAAAUAAUGUACUUGGCAGAUGAGUUUUGGAGAAAGAAUGGUGUGCGAGACAAAACAGAAAUUCUGUAUAACACAUCUUUAGGGGUGAUUUUCGGAGUUAAGAAAUAUGCAGCAAGCUUACUUGAAGUUGCCAAGAAAAAGGACAUUAAAGUGAAUUACAAGAGAAAUUUGGUGGCUGUAGAUCACAAUAAAAAGUUAGCAACAUUUAAACUGCUUGAGAGUGAGUCAGGAGAGGAGGAGACAUAUAAAUAUGAUUUCCUACAUGUAGCACCCCCAAUGUCGGCCCCUGACACAUUGAAGAAUUCUACAUCACCUAUCACAGAUGCUGCUGGAUUUCUGGAUGUAAACAAAGAGACACUGCAACAUAAUAAAUACCCGAAUAUCUUUGGUCUCGGAGACUGUACCAGUGUUCCUACAUCUAAGACUGCAGCAGCUGUUGCUGGCCAGAAUAAAAUUUUAUACAGAAGUUUAAAACAAGUAAUGGCAGGGCAGAGUCCGGAUGGACAGUAUGAUGGCUAUACAUCAUGUCCUCUGAUCACUGGGUACCAUUCCUGUAUCCUGGCAGAGUUUGAUUUUGAUGGCCAGCCACUGGAGACUUUCCCAUUCAACCAAGGCAAGGAAAGAAGAUCAAUGUUGCACCUGAAAAGAGACGUCAUGCCGGAAAUGUACUGGAGAAUGCUUCUUACGGGACGCUGGGGUGGACCAAAGCCUUACAGGAAGAUCAUGCAUCUUGGAAUGUCAAGAUGAACAGGUUGUCUGGCAUUACGUUUGCCUUCACUACUAAUGCUAUAUUAUCCACAAAGUGGCAGAACAUUUAGAUAGACUCUAUAAUACAACUGUCUGCAGAAAAUGAUCUCAUUUGAGGCAGACUUAAAUAUGUAAAAAGAGUUGUUUUAAGACUUAUGUACAUGCAUUUUGCAGUGUUAUAUUUUACCUUUGUGUACAAAGAUACACAUGUAACAGCUAGCGUUUUGAAGCUUUAUAUUUUGGCUGACGCAAUAUAUUCUUAUUGACCACAAUGGUUUUUGGACAUCAGGUGUAUCCAUGAUUUAUUAUUUAAAGGUUGUCUGUUUAGCUAAGGCUCUUGUACAUAACUCAUUAUAUCUCAUGGUUUGAUGGUCUGUUGUCAAUUUGUUAUACAAAUAUUGUUUUUAGAUUAAAACCUGAGCUACUAUCACUUCAUAUUUGGAAAGUGUAACUGAAUUUUGUUUAACUUUAUCAUCACCUAUAUUCAUCAUUAACCUUCAUGUAUGUGUUUAUUGUGAGGUUGCUCUUACAGACCUAAACAGUUCGGGAAUGUAGGACAAAAACCCUCUCAGUGAUUUUAACAUAGGCAGACAAAAACCCACCCUAAUUAUUUUCCAAGUGGACUAAAACACACCCUAUAUAAUUUGUAAGCAGACGAAAACCCACCUGUGGCAAAAUAUUCAAGGCAGACGAAAUUUCACAAUCCAUUUGCUAAAAGUGCUACUUUUUUAUAUAAAAGUGCUAUGAUCUGAAGUAAGUAAGUAAGUAACGCUGCUUGUGUUUUGUAAAUAUUAUUAAUUCUCCACAUGACUGGUAUACAUGCAUUCUUCAGUUAGAUUUACUUUUUUAUCAGAUUCAACUCUUAUAUUUUGUUUCGAUAAGGGUUAACAUUUAAUAUAAUAUUAAUUCCUUAUUUUCGUUUGAAUCUGAUUAUUAUAUCAUUUUAAAUCUAUUUCUGAUCAUGUUCAACUCAUAUAAUUAUAUCAUUUUCAUAAGAGUUUAUGUCCACCUAUGUAAAAAUCACUGGGUGGAUUUUUGUCCGUAGGGUUUUUGUCCAUCCACCGCAGUUCGGACAGGUACCCACUGCAAAGAAGAUGUUAUAAAAUACAUCUUUUUUAGCUCACCUGUCACAAAGUGACAAGGUGAGCUUUUGUGAUCACACGGUGUCCGUUGUCCGUCGUCCGUCCGUCCGUCCAUCCGUAAACUUUUGCUUGUGACCAAUCUAGAGGUCACAUUUUUCAUGGGAUCUUUAUGAAAGUUGGUCAGAAUGUUCAUCUUGAUGAUAUCUAGGUCAGGUUCGAAACUGGGUCACGUGCCUUCGAAAACUAGGUCAGUAGGUCUAAAAAUAGAAAAACCUUGUGACCUCUCUAGAGGCCAUAUUUUUCACAAGAUGUUCAUGAAAAUUGGUCAGAAUGUUCAUCUUGAUGAUAUCUAGGUCAAGUUCGAAAUUGGGUCAUGUGCCAUCAAAAACUAGGUCAGUAGGUCUAAAAAUAGAAAAAUCUUGUGACCUCUCUAGAGGCCAUAUAUUUCAUGAGAUCUUCAUGAAAAUUGGUGAGAAUGUUCACCUUGAUGAUAUCUAGGUCAAGUUUGAAACUGGGUCACGUGCCAUCUAAAACUAGGUCAGUAGGUCAAAUAAUAGAAAAACCUUGUGACCUCUCUAAAGGCCAUAUUUUUCAUGGGAUCUGUAUGAAAUUUGGUCUGAAUGUUCAUCUUGAUGAUAUCUAGGUCAAGUUCGAAACUGGGUCACGUGCGGUCAAAAACUAGGUCAGUAGGUCUAAAAAUAGAAAAACCUUGUGACCUCUCUAGAGGCCAUAUAUUUCAUGAGAUCUUCAUGAAAAUUGGUGAGAAUGUUCACCUUGAUGAUAGCUAGGUCAAGUUCGAAAGUGGGUCACGUGCCAUCAAAAACUAGGUAAGUAGGUCAAAUAAUAGAAAAACCUUGUGACCUCUCUAGAGGCCAUAAUUUUCAUGGGAUCUGUAUGAAAGUUGGUCUGAAUGUUCAUCUUGAUGAUCUCUAGAUCAAGUUUGAAAGUGGGUCACAUGCCACCAAAAACUAGGUCAGUAGGUCUAAAAAUAGAAAAACCUUGUGACCUCUCUAGAGGCCAUACUUGUGAAUGGAUCUCCAUAAAAACUGGUCAGAAUGUUCACCUUGAUGAUAUCUAGGUCAAGUUUGAAACUGGGUCACGUGCCUUACAAAACUAGGUCAGUAGGUCAAAUAAUAAAAAAAACCUUGUGACCUCUCUAGAGGCCAUACUUUUCAUGGGAUCUGUAUGAAAGUUGGUCUGAAUGUUCAUCUUGAUGAUAUCUAGGUCAAGUUCGAAACUGGGUCAACUGCGGUCAAAAACUAGGUCAGUAGGUCUAAAAUUAUUAAAAUCUUUUGACCUCUCUAGAGGCCAUAUUUUUCAAUGGAUCUUCAUUAAAAUUGAUCUGAAUGUUCACCUUGAUGAUAUCUAGAUAAAAUUCAAAACAGGGUCACGUACCUUCGAAAACUAGGUCAAUAGGUCAAAUAAUAGAAAAACCUUGUGACCUCUCUAGAGACCAUAUUUUUCAAUGGAUCUUCAUGAAAAUUGGUCAGAAUUUUUAUUUUGAUAAUAUCUAGGUCAAGUUCAAAACUGGGUCGCAUGAGCUGAAAAACUAGGUCACUAUGUCAAAUAAUAGAAAAACGACGUCAUACUCAAAACUGGGUCAUGUGGGAAGAGGUGAGCGAUUCAGGACCAUCAUGGUCCUCUUGUUUAAGAAUGAUGCCAUGCAGUAUAAUGUAGAAUCUAAACGAGAAACAUGAACUCAGAUAGUAUUACAUGUAAUUAUAAGAAGCAAUAAUUUGAUUUCUAAUAUUUUCAUAGGGUAAAUAUAUUGUACCACCAAUAAUUUCUCAUUUUAUUAUCUGUGUUGUUGUGAUGCAGUUCAUUUUGUAAUCAUUCAAGUUUGAAAUUUUUACAACCUUGUUUUUUUACCCUGUAAAAUAUAGCUGCUCAUUUAGAAUUCAUUCCAUUUACUGUUGAAAUAUUUUAAGUACAAUAUAGUUUUAUAGCAAAUUUUGAUCCCCAUUUUAUGUUAACUGUUUUGCAUUUCUUAAAUGAAAUUUUAAUAAAUCUUUGUCAAA
Molecule: messenger RNA, 4539 nt
Organism: Mercenaria mercenaria
Lineage: Eukaryota; Metazoa; Mollusca; Bivalvia; Venerida; Veneridae
Product: sulfide:quinone oxidoreductase, mitochondrial-like
Exons: 10
Coding region: 120-1439 (439 amino acids)
Cellular component (GO): mitochondrion
Molecular function (GO): FAD binding; sulfide:quinone oxidoreductase activity
Source: RefSeq, a predicted model, not a curated record